AUGGCGAGAUUUUAAAGUCUGAUUGAACUUCGUAGCUGCUCUAAGGAUUAGCUUGCGAUAAUUUAUUAGAGAAGUCUUACCAGUAUUAGGAACUCCAUGUAGGAUAAUCCCACCUCUAUCGAUUCUUGUAUGAGAAUCAAACAUUUGCUAAUUGCAUUUACAGCAUCAAAGAGAUAUCAUUUACAGGCUACUUAGCUGCAACUAGUUGAAUACUCUAUCAAGACUUCACCAAUCCCAACCCUACUCAAGGCCUUUCUCAAGUUCUUGGGAAUGAAAAAUCUAACAGUCUAAUAUAGAUUAACCCACACUCAAUGGUUAGUUAGUUUUAGUAAUAUGGCUAGUUAAGUAUUGGCAGGAGCUCAAGUUCUUCGAGCCCCUUUGCAUCCAUGA
Messenger RNA from Stylonychia lemnae, 390 nucleotides. NCBI's taxonomy places the organism in Eukaryota, Ciliophora, Spirotrichea, Sporadotrichida, Oxytrichidae. The record is from the annotation of a GenBank genome assembly.